AUGGUUCCUAGCGCUUUAGCCUGCUCUAGCUCGCCUCUGCGCGUGCCGGCGCGGAGCCGGGCGGGCGUGAAUCGUCGGUCGCUGCUCCCAGAACGCUCGCACGCCGCCGCCGCCGAGCUUUUUCUUCAGCGCCGUGUGCAGUGGGUGGGUGGGAGUGGUGCCUGGCGAGCCCCGCGGCCCCGCGGUACCACCGCCUGGUGGACAGUGGACAGUGACACCCACUGCCAGCGUCGUUCACUUCUCGAUCAGUCUCGCGAGUCGCAAUGCUCAGCGCUCGGCUUCGCCGUACAGUCACCGUCCGGCACGAUUGCUCGCGCAUUACGCGUGAAUGGAUGCUGCACCUAACGCGAGACUCAAGAGCCUGCUAACUCCGACGGCUGCUAGAUUUGUUUCAAGGGCACGCAAGCAAGUAAUGGUGGCAUUCACAACAUGGGCAUUACCAGGGGGGCAAUACUUGGCAUUUUUUGUCGUGCCCUUGAAGAUGCCCCGUGAUCAGAAAAAGAUAAAAGACAGGGAAAGCCGAAGAAAUACAGGACUCAGGAUCGGCGCUGCGGGCGUUCUUGAAGCAAGGUUUCGCGCUAGUUCGCCAUCAAAUUCAAUGUGGCGAAUUCGACGUGGGCUGCUGCCCACACCCGUCACCGCGAAGGCCCCGGCGCCUCGCUUGUGA
Molecule: messenger RNA, 667 nt
Organism: Microbotryum saponariae
Lineage: Eukaryota; Fungi; Basidiomycota; Microbotryomycetes; Microbotryales; Microbotryaceae
Source: the annotation of a GenBank genome assembly